AUGAAUGCGGUUCUGCUGGCUAUUUCUUGUCUUGUCAUAUCGGCAUCUGCCAAAUCCACAGUCGAUCGAAAGAUUGAGCAAGAGCCUGAUGAAUCUGUGACAACUGAUGCCUCUGACACGGAUAGCGUGAGCGACGUAACCACAGCACACGAGGAUAAUGAUUUGACAACUGAGGCUUCUUACGGGGAUAGCGUGAGCGAUGCAACUACGGAAAACUGGGAGGAAGUUGUGACAACUGCGGCCUCUGACAAGGGGGGUAUAAGCGACGCAAAUAUUCAGAAGGGCGAAAUGUUUCAAGAAAUUGGCCGCCAAGUGAAAGCCAUUGCAAAUCAUACCGAGACAUCCCCAAAAAAGGUUUCAAAAAUAAAGCGUUUCUUUCGGGCCGUCAAGAAAGCCUUCAAGGAAGCCUGCAAAGCGUUCGUCAAGACAGGAAAGGAAGCUUUUAUUAGAGAAGUCAAUGCUGAAUUUGAAGAAGAAAUUGGGAAGGUAAAAAAGACCUUCGGAAUGUAUUCUCUUGACGAGGAAACAACAUACCAGCACAUGUUGCUGAGCUUUGCCAAAGAUAUGGACUUGAUCGGAUCAAUUUACAUUGCCAAGGGAAGAAAACAGAAUACUGCAAAUGAAGCCACACGACUUCAGUAAUAUUUUGAUGCCCAAUUACUGUUAUCUAAUAAAUGAAGCGGAGAUCAUUACAUG
Molecule: messenger RNA, 696 nt
Organism: Ixodes scapularis (black-legged tick)
Lineage: Eukaryota; Metazoa; Arthropoda; Arachnida; Ixodida; Ixodidae
Exons: 5
Coding region: 1-642 (213 amino acids)
Source: RefSeq, a predicted model, not a curated record